UAUCAAUCACAGACUUAAUAUCGUUUGAUCUGGUGGCUUCGAAACAAAAGUUGUCCGGAAUGAGAAAAAGUUUUCACCAGAGAAUAGUUCUCUGGUUCCCUGCAGCGAUUGGCCAGUCUGCAAUGUACGGGAUCGGCUUUCAUCUGGGUGAAAGAAAGUCAUUCCUGGACUUCAGCGCUGAGCUUUAAACCGAGAGCGAUCGUUGAAAGGCUCUCACUCGUUAAACGCGUUUAAUAAAAGCAUAAAACACAAAACAAGUGGAGAUGGUCUUCGGGUGAAUGGGAAGGAACAUAACAUAGUUACGGAUUAUAAUCGUGGAUGAACUGGUGUUGUCUAAAUGCGUCUCCUCGUCAAUCAUCAGAACACAAUGUCCAGCUAUUCUAGCAACUUUCUGCUAGUUCCUAUCCCGGAGUAUCCAGUGUUGGACUGCGUACCCAACAAAAAUGUCAAGAUUGUUGUUUUGGGUGCAAGCAGUGUUGGAAAAACAGCUCUAAUUGUGAGAUUUCUUACCAAAAGAUUCAUAGGAGACUAUGAAGCAAAUACCGGAGCCCUGUAUUCAAGAAAAAUCAACAUAGAUGGAGAGCAGGUGUCUUUACAAGUGCAAGACACUCCCUGUGUCUCACUUCAGGAGGAUACCGAAGUCCUCAGUUGCCAGGAACAAAUCAACCGCGCCAUCUACUGGGCUGACGGCUACGUCUUCGUCUACUCCAUCACGGACCACCGCAGCUACAGAACAAUCAAACCACUCUACCAGCACGUACGCAAGAUCCACCCCAGCGGCAACAUACCCAUCAUCUUAGUGGGCAACAAAACAGACCUGCUGCGGGCACGGCAAGUGGCCACCAACGAGGGGGCCCGGCUAGCCAACGAACUGGGGGGCGCGCACUUCGAGGCGUCUGCCAGGGAGAACUACGACGGCGUGUCGGACGCUUUCCAUCACAUGUGCCUGGAGGUGAGUCGGGCUAUUGGUAGCAGCAAUGGAGAGAAGAGGAGAGGGCUGCACCUGGUCAGGCCCAAAUCACCCAACAUGCAGGAUCUUAAAAGACGCUUCAAGCAAGUCCUGUCCUCCAAAGCGAAAUCGUCCAACACCUCACUUUGACCAACGCUUCCCUCUUCUAGGAGCUACAACUCAUAGAGCACUUUUUGAAGAUUUGAUGGAUUUUUGGAUGUAGGGGCCGUAAUGGAGUAAUCAAAUACAUUGCCAUUUGGAAUCACCUACCAUGGAUAUUGGGUAACCAUUGUUGCCAAGGAUUGUUUCAUGGUCACUCAUAGCAAAGACUGGUUGUGAAACUAAUUGGUCUGGCGAUGCAAAUGCAUAUGAUUUCUCUGUGGUGCCAUAUACCAUAUAUAUGGCCUGGAAAUGGUAGACUGUGUUGAACAAUGAACGAAACAUGUUUUGAAAAGGAUACAAAUAUCUGGUUAUUUUCUGAGGUACUGCUGCAUUGGCUUUUAAGUGCAUGCAAACCGAGUAGUGAAUGUGCUCACAAAUUUGAACUGUUUUGAAUGUCAGAAGUCUAUUAAAGCCUCACAUUUCUAGUUUAAAAAAGGCAGAUUGGAUGAUGGUGCACUUUAUUUCAUGGACUGAUGAAUUCUGUUUCCGUGUAAAAAACGUUGUUUUCCAUACUUUCCAUAAGCUGUUAAGCAGCGGCUUUAACUGAACCUAAGGUUUACUGAAUUAAAUAAUUUUGUUGAAAAGCAGAACUUUGCCUGUGUUUUUAUAGAAAUAUAUUUGGAAUUAUUAUCUGUGAUUCAAUAGCAUGAAUAAUAAAUUACCAACAGGGAUGCUUGGAAUCCGUGUGAUGUGGAAUAAAUGACAGUUUGUAGUUAGAGG
Molecule: messenger RNA, 1831 nt
Organism: Acipenser ruthenus (sterlet)
Lineage: Eukaryota; Metazoa; Chordata; Actinopteri; Acipenseriformes; Acipenseridae
Product: ras-like protein family member 11A-like
Exons: 4
Coding region: 338-1099 (253 amino acids)
Molecular function (GO): GTPase activity; GTP binding
Source: RefSeq, a predicted model, not a curated record